Molecule: messenger RNA, 3704 nt
Organism: Salmo salar (Atlantic salmon)
Lineage: Eukaryota; Metazoa; Chordata; Actinopteri; Salmoniformes; Salmonidae
Product: small G protein signaling modulator 3
Biological process (GO): regulation of GTPase activity
Molecular function (GO): small GTPase binding; GTPase activator activity
Source: RefSeq, a predicted model, not a curated record
AUUGUGUGCUCUGUCUAGUGUCUGUUCAUGUGUUUGAACUGACCCCUCCUUACUAGGGGAGGGAAAGACUGAUUACGAAAGAAUGUACUAAUGCUGGCUACCUUGCUACAUGGAAUUGAAGACCAAACUGAACAUGCAAGAGCUCUAAUGCCACUCUUGGAUUCAAAAAGGAGUUCACUAAAGGGGGACUAAUCUUUGGGACAUUUAGUAGUGGUUGUCUACACCAACACACACCGUAUUCAUUCUGCUCUCCUCCAGCAUGUCAGGUGGUUACACUCCGGCCCCUGGGGGCCCCUUCUCAGCCCUGACCUCCAGUAUGUGGCCCCAGGACAUCCUGGCCAAGUACUAUCAGAAGGACCCAACAGAGGAGGCAGAACUGCAGUAUGAUGAGUUUGGCUUCAGGCUGGACAGUGACGAUGGCGUAGAGCCGAGGCCAGAGCCCCAGAGAGAGGACCCCCAGCAGAGGCUACGCUGGCAGGCCCACCUGGAGUUCACCCACAACCACACCGUAGGAGACCUGACCUGGGACCUCAUCUCCCCCGUCCUGCCCCGCUCUGAACGCCUCCGCUCCCUGGUGCUGGGUGGCAUACCACACAGCAUGAGACCACAGUUGUGGAUGCGUCUGUCUGGAGCUCUGCAGAAGAAGAGGACUACAGAGAUCUCCUACAAAGAGAUCGUUAAGAACAGCACCAAUGACGAGACCACUGCUGCCAAACAGGUACUGGAUGCUGAGAUAGAGAAGGACCUGUUGAGGACCAUGCCCUCCAACGCGUGUUUCUGCAGCCUGCAGAGUGUGGGUGUUCCCAGGCUGAGGCGGGUACUGCGGGGCCUUGCAUGGCUCUACCCAGACAUUGGCUACUGCCAGGGCACAGGCAUGGUGGUGUCAUGUCUGCUGCUGUUCCUGGAGGAGGAGGACGUGCUGUGGAUGAUGUGUGCCCUGAUCGAGGACCUGCUGCCACCCUCCUACUUCUCCUCCACCCUGCUGGGGGUCCAGACAGACCAGAGGGUCCUCAGACAGCUCAUAGUCCAGUACCUACCAAGCCUGGACAGGCUUCUGCAGGAGCACGACAUCGAGUUGUCUCUGAUCACGCUGCACUGGUUCCUGACAUCGUUUGCCAGUGUGGUGGACAUCCGCAUCCUGCUGAGGAUCUGGGACCUGCUGUUCUACCAGGGCUCUGUGGUCCUCUUCCAGGUCACACUGGGCAUGCUCAAGAUCAAGGAGGUUGACCUUCUCCUCUCUCCCCUACAGGAGGAGGAGCUGGUGUCCUCUGAGAACUCUGCGUCCAUCUUCAACACGCUGUCCGAUCUGCCCAGCCAGCUGGGUGACGGGGCUGCAGUACUGGGGGAGGCCAUGAGGCUGGCGGGGGCGCUGUCCCAGGACACGCUGGAGACCCAGAGGAACAAACACCUGGCCUACAUCCUCAAUGAGCAAGCCCAGCUCAACACCAACAACUCCCACACACUCAACAACAACCUCAAUAAAGUUGUGAGGAGACAGUUGGUACGUAGGAAGUCCACUCUGAGCUCUCUGUUGUGGGGUGAGGACGAGGCGGAGGCUCUCAAGUCUAAGAACAUCAAGCAGACAGAGCUGGUAGCAGCGCUCCGAGAGGCCAUCACCCGCACCGCUGAACACUUCCACUGUCUGGACCCCCGACACACCAGCACUGACCUGACUCCAGACUACUCCAUGGAGAGCCACCAGAGAGACCACGAGAACUUCCUGGUUGUGUCUCGUAACCGACGGAGACGGGCCAAAGCCCUGCUGGACUUUGAGCGCCAUGACGACGACGAACUGGGCUUCAGGAAGAACGAUAUCAUCACAAUUUUUUCCCAGAAAGAUGAGCACUGUUGGGUGGGAGAGCUCAACGGGCUGAGAGGUUGGUUUCCAGCCAAGUUCGUAGAAAUCCUCGAUGAGCGGAGCAAAGAGUACUCUCUGGCGGGUGAUGACUCGGUGACUGAGGCGGUGACAGACCUGGUCAGAGGGACGUUGUGUCCUGCCCUGAAGGCCAUCUUCCAACACGGUUUGAAGAAACCCUCCAUACUAGGAGGACCCUGCCACCCCUGGCUCUUCAUAGAGGAGGCAGCCAGUAGAGAGGUGGAGAGGGACUUUAACUCAGUCUACUCCAGACUGGUGCUGUGUAAGACGUACAGAUUAGACGAGGAUGGCAAGGUUCUCACACCAGAGGAGCUGCUCUACAGAGCGGUGCAGUCUGUAAAUAUGAGCCACGACUCUGCACACGCUCAGAUGGACGUCAAGUUCCGCUCGCUCCUCUGCGUGGGCCUCAAUGAGCAGGUGUUACACCUGUGGUUGGAGGUGUUGUGUUCCAGUAUGCCUGCAGUAGAGAAGUGGUACCAGCCCUGGUCCUUCCUACGCAGCCCAGGAUGGGUCCAGAUCAAGUGUGAGCUCAGGGUUCUCUCAAAGUUUGCCUUCAGUCUCUCUCAGGACUGCGAGCUGCCUGCCAAGAAAGAGGAGAAAGAUCAGAGGCCACUGAAGGAAGGAGUCCAAGACAUGUUGGUGAAGCAUCAUCUCUUCAGCUGGGACAUCGAUGGCUAGACACACACACCCAAAGCCUGCAAAAAACUCCCCUGCCCAACACAUGCUGUGUGUCUACCAGAGUGAUCUUUCUGUGUCUUUCAUAUUGACUGCUAUGUCAGAACCCACUACUGUUUCCAUCACUACCUCUCACUAGGAAGUAUUGUAUUGUUCAGACAUUUGAUCAUCAUUCUAUAAACACAUUGAUAUGCAUCGUGGUUUCCCCUCCUCGUCUCAACUAAACUGCAUCCGAAGCCUUUCUACUGAGGAUAGUACACUAUAGGGGGCGUGUUCAGCACGACGCAACGUUUUGGAAUGUUCAGAUAGAAAUAAGGAAUAACAUCAGCUCUAUUCAUGGCAUUUCUAUCUGCAAUAUUUGGCAACUUAACGUGGCCAGGGUAUCAUUUGAGACACCUGAAGACUUUAUCAACUAAUUACAUUUACCCUCUGAGCUUGCUAACCAAUCAGAGGUCUUUUGAGGAAGCAAUUAUCAUGUAAUCAAGGUUGAUAGUCCUGGCUGUCACCAUGGCUCUUAGUUCUUGGGUGAAGCUACUGUGUAUGUUGUCCACACCAGUGUUUCUGAUGCAGAAGACUAGGAACAUACAGAAAGUGCUGAUUGUAGCAUUCCUUAGGUACAGAGUAGUCACCUCUACUGUGCCAUAUGAAGUAUUUCCUCAGACUCAAGGACUGGGGUGUAUCACUAAGAACCAAACGGGGAGGAAUGUACCUGAAUUUGUCCCAUAAACUAGUUUUUUGUUGCAAAAUGUUUUUCGUUGUGAAACGUUUUGCUACAGUGUGCACUGAUCUGAUGUCCUAGUAGCACCUGUGUUCACAAGUGUGUCCUGCUACCAGUACUGUAGUAGGAUGUGCUGAUUGAGAAGUGUUUCGUACUCCGCAACCACCCUGUCGAUCUGUGUUGGCACCCAACAAUCCCAUUCUACUCUGCAUUCCGUCCACUAUUGUCUCCAAAUGUUUGGUGCCAACAUGGCACCCAAAUGACUCUCAAACCAGGUUUGUCCCUUGUAAAGUGUGGGCUACUAAACAGUGUAUCUGUAGUAGUCACUUUGUGCUGACUAGGAAGAACUGUGUCCAAAAAUGAAGUUUUAUGAAAUGUAAAUUUUUCAGUUCAGUCUUCAUAUUACAAUGGGUGUGUCCACCCGCCAUCAACUUG